AAAGUUCUGCUGACCAAUGGCAGGGGCGUCGAGAGGCGGGGCGCUCCCACUGUAUGACAGCUGUCUGGACCAAUGGGCAUGUCGCCCGCGGCCUAUAAGAGUCCGCUGGGCCCUGGGCUACCGGCUCUAGGGUCGGUUGGUCGUCGCCGUCGGAGGUGUGCCCUGAGUUUUCCUCGCCGUCGCUGCCACCCGGUCCCUGCAGCCGCGCCUCUCGCCUUGGCCCCGGCCCAGCCGCUCUCCCUGCCCUUCUCCCCUUAGCCAACCCCCCGGUUUCUGCCGUCGGGGCCCCGGGGUCGGGCUAAUGAUGCCGUCGGAGAGUGGAGCUGAGAGCCCGGACCAGGCAGCUGCGCCGGUGGGAACGGCCGCGGCCUCGGCGGUGGCCACGGCCGCCCCGGCAGGCGGCGGCCCCGACCCGGAGGCCUCAUCGGCCUCCCUCGGACAGCACCUGAGUGGGUUAGGCUGGCCACAGGUGAAGCGACUGGACGCGCUCCUGAGCGAACCGAUUCCCAUUCACGGGCGCGGCAACUUCCCCACUCUGAGCGUGCAGCCCCGGCAGAUUGUGCAGGUGGUCCGCAGCAGCCUGGAGGAGCGGGGACUACAUGUGCUCGGCGUGCGGCUACACGGCUCGGCGGCCAGCCACGUGCUGCACCCUGAGAGUGGCCUGGGCUACAAGGACCUGGACCUGGUGUUCCGCGUGGACCUGCGCAGUGAGGCGUCCUUCCAGCUUACCAAGGAGGUGGUCCUGGCCUGCCUGCUGGACUUCCUGCCGGCCGGUGUGAACCGGGCUAAGAUCACGCCACUGACGCUCAAGGAGGCGUACGUGCAGAAGCUGGUGAAAGUGUGCACGGACACGGACCGCUGGAGCCUCAUCUCGCUGUCCAACAAGAGUGGCAAGAACGUGGAGCUCAAGUUUGUGGACUCGGUCAGGCGCCAGUUUGAGUUCAGUGUAGACUCCUUCCAGAUCAUCCUGGACUCGCUGCUGCUCUUUAGCCAGUGCUCAUCCACGCCCAUGUCUGAGGCCUUCCACCCAACGGUGACCGGUGAGAGCUUGUACGGGGACUUUGCCGAGGCCCUGGACCACCUGCGGCACCGCGUCAUCGCCACGCGCAGCCCCGAGGAGAUCCGCGGUGGCGGCCUCCUCAAGUACUGCCACCUCCUGGUGCGGGGCUUCAGGCCGCGGCCCAGCACCGACGUGCGCGCCCUGCAACGGUACAUGUGCUCCCGCUUCUUCAUCGACUUCCCAGACCUGGUGGAGCAGCGGCGCACGCUGGAGCGCUACCUGGAGGCCCAUUUCAGCGGGGCGGACUCGGCCCGCCGCUACGCCUGCCUGGUGACGCUGCACCGGGUGGUCAAUGAGAGCACCGUGUGCCUCAUGAGCCACGAGCGGCGCCAGACGCUGGACCUCAUCGCCACGCUGGCGCUCCAGGCGCUGGCCGAGCAGGGCCCAGCUGCCGCGGCCGCCCUGGCCUGGUGCCCCCCAGGCCCCGACGGGGUCGUGCCUGCCACGGUCAGUUACUACGUGACUCCCAUGCAGCCUCUGCUGGCUCGGGCCCACUCCUAUCCCACCUGGCUGCCUUGUAACUGACUCAGACCCUGGCCAGAAGAUACUGGACCUUCCCCGAUGGAGUGGGGUCUCCGCGAGUGUGCAGGGGAUGUGACCAGAGACAGGCAGCCUGUGCUGAGUGGCCUGGCACUGCUGCAGGGUUGGGCCUUGGACUGAACAGACGAGACCCCGCCCAUCCCCGAGUGAGCACCGCCCCCCCCAGGGGGCUUAAGGCCAAGCUGGGGUUCUUGAUAGACCUUUGGGUUAUUGCACCCCACUUUUGGACCAGCAUGAUGGUGGGGUGCAGGGGCCCUUUGUCUUGGGGGGUCAGUGGCCUUCAGGAGACAAACCUUGUUUGGGGUGGUAGCCUCAAUUGGCCACAGUCAAGUGCUCCCACCCCACUGACCUGGUUACAGGGUCUUCACUUGGAGGAAGGGAACCGUGCCCCACCUCCUCUCCCAUCCCUCUGAAUUUGUCACCAUUUUGCACUCUUAACACCUGCCAAUAAAGAUUGUCUACACU
Odobenus rosmarus divergens (Pacific walrus) is the source of this 2065-nucleotide messenger RNA. It is a transcript of the gene TENT5B, whose product is annotated as family with sequence similarity 46, member B. NCBI's taxonomy places the organism in Eukaryota, Metazoa, Chordata, Mammalia, Carnivora, Odobenidae. The transcript has 3 exons. Bases 302 to 1585 code for a protein of 427 amino acids. Gene Ontology annotation, molecular function: poly(A) RNA polymerase activity; RNA binding. The record is from RefSeq and is a predicted model, not a curated record. Gene Ontology annotation, biological process: mRNA stabilization.